ACUCCAAACCAUCACCAAAGAGUCAGCCAUUUCAUGAUCAUAGUUAUGUCCUUUUCUAUUUUGGACAAUAAGAUUUGGGUUCGUAAUUAUGAAGUACUAGCAAUGGAUGGGAAAUUGGCAGAAAUUGGUCCACGAUUUGUACUUGAUCCCAUCAAAAUUUUUGAGGAUAGCUUUGGGGGAGCCACAUUAUGGGAGAACAAGGACUUUGUCAAUCCAAACACAUACCGUAGAAACCUGAGGAGUCAGGAUUCAGUGAAGUACUUAAAUAAAUUGAAUCAGCUGGAAAUACAGAAGGUCAGACCUGUUCAUGAUCACAUAGGUGACCCAACUAAUGAAAUCUUCAUGACUAAACCCCCAGAAGAAGCAGAAGGAGAAGAAAAACACUCUUUGUAAGGAAGAGGAAAUGAAAUUGUCAAGUGUUGCUUUAAAUAUGUUUUGUAUUUGAAAUAUAAAGUUCUGUCUUGUAUUACAGAUAUGGCUUUUAUUGAGUUGUGUGGAGUUCCACCUUGCCCUAUACUAUUUUGUU
Macrobrachium nipponense is the source of this 526-nucleotide messenger RNA. Its product is annotated as ribosome biogenesis protein BRX1 homolog. The transcript is spliced from 3 exons. The record is from RefSeq and is a predicted model, not a curated record. Gene Ontology annotation, molecular function: rRNA binding. NCBI's taxonomy places the organism in Eukaryota, Metazoa, Arthropoda, Malacostraca, Decapoda, Palaemonidae. Gene Ontology annotation, cellular component: nucleolus. Gene Ontology annotation, biological process: ribosomal large subunit assembly; rRNA processing. The coding region runs from base 34 to 393 and encodes 119 amino acids.